Messenger RNA from Haliotis rubra (blacklip abalone), 2674 nucleotides. Its product is annotated as cysteine-rich venom protein kaouthin-2-like. The transcript has 12 exons. The record is from RefSeq and is a predicted model, not a curated record. NCBI's taxonomy places the organism in Eukaryota, Metazoa, Mollusca, Gastropoda, Lepetellida, Haliotidae. Gene Ontology annotation, cellular component: extracellular region. The coding region runs from base 529 to 1527 and encodes 332 amino acids.
ACCGCAAAGAUAGAUACUUAGUCGCUACCGCAAACAUAGAGACUGUCGCUACCGCAGUUUUUCUUUUGUGAGACCUUAUCUUGUAAAGUGAACGACGCGGUGUCGUGCAAUGGGAAACAACAUUUACUUUGUUACAAAUGCAUGAGCAGAAGGUGAUUUCCACAUCAAACAAAUGAUAACCUGCAGAUCGAAAUAUCAUUCAGGAGGUGCAUAAUUAUCUAAAUCCGCUCAGCUGCAAUUUGACAUACUGUAUCGGCGUUUAAUAUUGCAUCGCGUUACUGUCUAAAGACUGGAUAAAGUGAAGACUUGCAGAUCAGACAGUUUUCUCCAAAUAAGGAGGAUGUCUCCGUUUCCAAGGCGGCCACUUGCUGUGUUUCUGACAUUAAGCUCCAUAUCAGCCAACGAAACUCGUUAGAUGUCAGUAAAGUUUAGCACAGAUUGGACAACGCUAUAAAGAGACACCUUCUCUGGAGACACGGGAGUAUUCGGUGUUGUUGGUGCGACGCAGUGCCGAGGACCAUCGCGACGAUGACAACACUACGAUAUCUGAUUGUUGCAAUAACAUUAACGGCUUUGUUGGGAGGUGUUCGUCCGGAUACAGAUGUCGGCUACAUCCAUGGUCACAGAAGCAAGAGAAGUGUCACCUGCAAGGAUAAGUUCAAACAAAUACCAAACCACUCGGCUUGCAGAACGAAGUCAAGCAAGGCAUCUCAUUCAGGAGUAUCCGCAGACGAGAAAAUGCAAAUAGUUGAUCUACACAACGGCUACAGGAACAACGUCACACCCCCCGCUUCAAACAUGCUCAAGUUGUCCUGGGAUGACCAGAUUGCAGAGAUAGCUCAACGCUGGGCAGACGUCUGCACCUUGAAUCACGACGAAAACCUACAGAGGUCAAUACCAGGUUCUAUGAACCUGGGUCAGAACCUUGCCACAAACCCCACGUCCUGGAAGCGUGCAGUGGACCUGUGGUAUGAAGAGGAGAAGGACUUCACAUAUGGAGGCCCAGGGAACGUCUUCGGAAACAUCGGACACUACACCCAGGUAGUUUGGGCUGACACCCAGAAGAUAGGAUGCGGGUAUACCAUGUGUGACUCGAGCAAAUUCUAUGUGUGCAACUACGGACCAGCUGGUAAUAUUGGAGGAUUCAAUCUUCCAUAUAAAAAAAAUGAUUCCGGCAUGGAGUGUGGCGACGAACAUUUACAAGACAGAUUGUGCAAUUGCAACAAAACAUGCCUAAACGCCGCCACGGUUCAACGAGCCAACUGUACAUGCACGUGCAAGCCGUAUCCUUUCUAUGUCGGAGAUGAGUGCCAACUUAAAUGUGAGGACAAGGAUCCUGCUGCAUGUGACGGUGCUGGGGCGUCUGACUGCCCUGCUUAUGCAACCACGUGUCCCAAUCUGUGCCAGGUGUGUCCAGCUGGAGGGAUAGACUACGUGGAAAAAAACAAACAAGAUCGUAUACGUCUUGACGUCAUACUGGCUGCCGCCAUGGUCGCGCUGAACCGGAUCGUGUUUAAUUACAUAUGAUUUGUUGCUUUUAGACUAUUUCUAAUUCUCAUAAACAUUCGAAAGCGCUUUGAGGCGAGGAUACGCUAUUAUCAGCGAGUUUUGUUUUGUAAAUACACACGCAGCACUGUCCAGGAAGUCACGAUAGUCCCGUUAUGUCGUCUUUGUAUGUUGACAUUUUUGUUCCAUCUUCAUCGGCUAAACUAACAUACACAUACUGCAAGGAGAUCCAGCACCUAUUCAGCUGUCUAUAGCUGCUGAUCUGUCCAUUCUCGUUAACUAAUAUGAUGGGCUAAUUUGCUACGUGUAAAAUUCGUGUUUUUGAAAAUUGUUCAAAUUAAAACCCUCUUUAUAGAUAGUUGCUUCAUUGGUGUGAUUUUAAUGACGUUUCAUCCACAUUUAGUAUAGGAAUGCCUUAGAGUACCUUGAAAUAAAUGUCUUAGCAUCAUUUGGAAGGGCUAUAUACGAGCUGGUACGCAGGAAAUGAACUGUGUAAUAGUAGAUAAGAUACAAGCAGUUGAAGUAUUAAAGAGUCAUCGCAGCAGUCUGCUUAUGGUUAAGCCAUAUUAUAUUUAUUGUACAGAAUCAUCACACAGUGGUUGUAUAUCUGUUUUUGUACACUACUAAACCAGGUGCGGCGGGCUCGGUGCCGACGUGAUUCAGCAAUGUCAGUAACAUUUUGUGUAGGAAAUCCAGCUCUAAGGGCAAAAUAAUUGACAAACCUAUCUCUUACUGUUACGACUUUGGUAAUGACAACAUUAUAACAAUAUAUAGUAAGUUGUACAGCACUUUAUUUUUGUCAGAAAUUCAUGUUAUUAACAAAAUACAAUACAGCAUUCUUAUGGAAUGUAUCACACUAUCCAGUCAACAUGUUCUCACUACAUAAAACAAAAUAUUUAUCACAUUACAAACAUAAUUAUUAGAAAAUGGUCAUGACUGAAUAAGCAUUGGCAAGUAUACACCAGACGUUUAUCAAGCAAAACUAUUUCUUUAAAAACAUGUUUUGAUACUCUUAGCUGUUACUGUAUGACAGUGGUCAAGUUACUUGCACUCAAUGUUUAUGUUUGUCAAAUUAACAAGGCAUACCAUGCAGAUAUCUUGGAUGCCUACCUUCUUUAGCACUUCAUCAACAUAAGUAUUCACAAAAAAUAAAAAUGUUUAAUAACAA